Molecule: messenger RNA, 2594 nt
Organism: Fusarium odoratissimum NRRL 54006
Lineage: Eukaryota; Fungi; Ascomycota; Sordariomycetes; Hypocreales; Nectriaceae
Product: S-adenosylmethionine synthase
Exons: 3
Coding region: 460-1671 (403 amino acids)
Biological process (GO): S-adenosylmethionine biosynthetic process
Cellular component (GO): cytosol
Molecular function (GO): ATP binding; methionine adenosyltransferase activity
Source: RefSeq, a predicted model, not a curated record
GCGAGUAAGCUCAUCCUGGCAAUUGUCUACGAAAUCUGGAAGAAAGGACGAAAGAAAAAACUGCCCGAGCCAAGGUACCUACAUAAAUCUCUCCGACCUUUUGGUAAGGAAAAUUCCCACCCCCCACUUCGCUCAUAAUAAAGCCUGCAACAACGUAUUCGCACAUCCCCCUCCUUCCCGCCUUUUUCUUUAAGGUACUACUACCUCCCGCUCCCGCUUCGAAUCUUUUUCUGCUUUUCCCUUCUUCAUCCUCUUCCUACUUCCUCCCUUCUUCAGCGCCUUCUUUCUUUGGUAUGUCCUUGUUCCAAUUGCUCUCCAUUGUCGGUUCAUUCUAACACUCAGUCGCUUCAGUGACCUCAACUCCAUCGUCACCAAAUAAACAGACUUGUCCGGGUCUGCCCAGCUUUAACCGUUACCUCUUUCUCUCACAUCCUUCUCCUUCUUCACCUAAUCCUCACAAUGUCUGCUACCAACGGCACCAACGGCGUUCACGCCGAGCUCUCCUCAUGGAAGCACUACAACGAGGGUUCUUUCCUCUUCACCUCCGAGUCCGUCGGUGAGGGCCACCCCGACAAGAUCGCUGAUCAGGUUUCCGACGCCAUCCUCGAUGCUUGCCUCAGGGAGGAUCCCCUCUCCAAGGUUGCUUGCGAGACUGCCACCAAGACCGGUAUGAUCAUGGUCUUCGGUGAGAUCACCACCCAAGCCAAGCUCGACUACCAGAAGGUCGUCCGUGACGCCAUCAAGGACAUCGGCUAUGAUGACUCUGCCAAGGGUUUUGACUACAAGACCUGCAACUUGCUCGUCGCCAUUGAGCAGCAGUCUCCCGAUAUCGCUCAGGGUCUUCACUACGAGAAGGCUCUCGAGCAGCUCGGUGCUGGUGACCAGGGUAUCAUGUUCGGUUAUGCCACUGACGAGACACCCGAGCUCUUCCCCCUCACUCUCCUCUUCGCCCACAAGCUGAACGCUGCCAUGUCCGCUGCUCGCCGCGACGGUUCUCUGCCCUGGCUCCGACCCGACACCAAGACCCAGGUCACCAUUGAGUACAAGCACGACAACGGUGCCGUUGUCCCUCAGCGCGUCCACACCGUUGUUGUCUCUGCUCAGCACUCUCCCGAUAUCUCCACUGAGGAGCUCCGCAAGGAGAUCAAGGAGAAGAUCAUCAAGAAGGUCAUCCCCGCCAAGUACCUCAGCGACGAGACCAUCUACCACAUCCAACCCUCUGGCCUCUUCAUCAUUGGUGGUCCCCAGGGUGACGCUGGUCUGACCGGCCGAAAGAUCAUCGUCGACACCUACGGUGGCUGGGGUGCCCACGGCGGUGGUGCUUUCUCCGGUAAGGAUUUCUCCAAGGUCGAUCGAUCUGCUGCCUACGUCGGCCGAUGGAUUGCCAAGUCCCUCGUCAACGCCAAGCUCUGCCGACGUGCUCUUGUCCAGCUCUCCUACGCCAUUGGUGUCGCUGAGCCUCUCUCCAUCUACGUCGACUCCUACGGUACCUCCGAGAAGACCUCCGAGGAGCUUGUCCAGAUCAUCCGAGACAAUUUCGACCUCCGACCUGGUGUCAUUGUCCGUGAGCUCAACCUGGACCACCCUAUUUACCUCCAGACUGCCAAGAACGGCCACUUCGGUACCAACCAGUCCUUCAGCUGGGAGCAGCCCAAGGAACUCAAGUUCUAAGUUGACCAUUGACAUUGUAUCAAGUCACCAAAAGAGUAUUCAACAGCUCUCUGCAUGCAUCGUGAAGAUGUUUAAUCAGUUCAUUUGAUUUAGCAAAUAUAGGCGGCGUACGGUUCUCAACGAAACCUGUGUAUCUCCCACCGGAAGGGAGGACGGUCGGUUUCCGGCUUUUAUUUUGUUUAUAAUUUCUAUCCAAAAAGCCAUUUCGGUUAUACGGUAGUGGGGAUUCUUUUGCGAUAUAUACCAGGCACGGAGUGGGCGUCUUUCAACAAAGACAUAUUAGGGCAAACCUGCAUUUGUGAGGCGAAGCAAAAAAAAGUCAAAAAGAGACUUGCAUUUUAACGAUACCACGACAAGGGAAUGACAAAAGACGACGCGUUCGUGUGAGCGGCGUUUUGACGAGGAAACAAAAGAACUUCAACAUCUUUUUCUUUCCUGGAUCUCUAGCCGAGCUGAUGCAGUAGGCGGGCGAGACCAUGACGCGGUGGAAGUUGGAUGGAUCAUUGGCAAGAAUGUCAAUCUUGGAGAGAAGCAUCUGAAGUGAAGGGAUAGUGAUAGAUAUGCCCUGUCGCUGCGAACUGAGACAGCAGCUAGACCAAGAAAGAAAUCACGUCAAGGGAAUACUCGUCCAACAUGUGUUUGCUGCGAAGUCUGAAGUCUUCUGCCGAAGACACAAAUAGGUUGGUUGCGUUGCGUUGCUGUUGAAUAGGUGUCAUGAUGGUCUUGGCCACAAACGGAAACCCGAAACUCUCAUACCCAUAUGUAGUCCCUCGGUAGGUCAUGGUACUGGGGUAACGCCACGAAGAACUCCAUCAUCAUGACAACCCAUUGAACUAUGCAUGAGCUGGUACCAUAUAUAACGUCCUAAUAUCGCUUGGUUUAUUCCAAUAUUAAAUCUCCCGUAAUUGAACUGGUGUAACCGC